This is a messenger RNA of Symbiodinium natans, 555 nucleotides long. Lineage: Eukaryota; Dinophyceae; Suessiales; Symbiodiniaceae. The record is from the annotation of a GenBank genome assembly.
AUGGUGGCGGAGGUCGUGCUGCCGGUCGUAACGUGCAACACCUUUUUGCACGUGAUCGAUGACAAGGAGAAGGCGCAAGCAAUACAACCGCGACGGCGGAAGUCAUGCGGUGACGGGGUUGAGGCGACCGGUACCAACCUCUAUGGGCUACUGGCUGUGAGCCUGCUCGGCCCCGGCAAUGACAGGCCUCAGAAGGAGCUCGUGACAUGGACCUCAAGGUGGCACCCAGUUCUCGGUCAGCAUCCGGAAGAUCCGGUGUGGCUCUCUGCCACCACGCUGAUCAUCAAGAACUUGCCUGCUCGCUGCAGGCUGCAGGAGCUCGUCAGUUUCAUCAAGGACAUUGUGGUUGCUGACGAGAGCUUGAGAAUAUUUCUUCCCUUUCAAUCGCAGAAGGGCAAGAACAAAGGCUAUUCUCUUGUAAGUUCCACACGCUGCCUGCAGCCCCUGGCCGCUUCGCUUUGGUCCAAGACCUUGCGUGGCCGUCACAUCAAGAUUGAGGCCUGCACCGAACCGAUCAAGUCCGACACCACAGCUGUCUACCGGCUUGGUGAUUAG